AUGACCACCAACAGCUCUCACAACUCAGAGGCUACCAAUAUUGAGGCUCAAGAUGCACUCGCUUUUGCCUACCAGUAUGGUUUUCCGCUCUACGCUUAUGGGCGCUUUGUAAAAGGACAACAGAGCAGCAGUACCAACAGCUUCAUCCAUGAACGAGACCUUAUCAAGGCCGGCUGGACCAAGGUGGUUCGCCCUAACAACGACACGCUCUAUUCGUUCAUUUUCUAUGAUCUGUCCCAGUCCGACCUUUGCCUUUCUGCGCCAGAAUUCGACAGUCGCUUCUGGUCUUUCUCAUACUAUGAUAUGUAUGGCAACAACUAUGCCAGCGUUGGGAGCCAGUCAGACCACAAGCCUGGAAAUUACCUUUUGAGAUUUACCAAUGACAAUUUUGGACUGCAAACUGAAGGGGUUAGUGGCGAGUACAAUGCAUAUAUCAAUUCCCCAACACCCUACGGGAUUUUUCUCUCUAGAAUAGUUUUAAAGGACCAAACUACCGAUAAGGAUAAGGUCAACAAAUUGCAAGAUGCGAUAAAAGUAUCAAGUGUACCACUGAGGUUGGGUCCUAUUGCACCACCUUUUGACCUGGGCAUCUUUGAUGGGGUCACAGGCUCCGGAUCAUCCCCGAUUUCGGAGGAGGAACAGGUCCUACGACUCACAGCGGCGUUGGCAUCUUUAAAUCCACCGGAAGUUUUACACGACAGAGGUUGGGUGGCGUCUGUGCUAGAGAAGGCCGGCAUCAAGAAUGGGAAAUUCACUCAGCCGCCAAAUACUUCGUUAACCGCUGCUGUCAAAGACGCCAAGCUAUCUGCAUUGGCUUUGAAGUCGACAGCUGGAUUUGUGCGGAACUUGGGGAAUAGAUGGCGCACAAACUCCCCUAUGAUCUGCGGGGACUACAAAUCUUUUGUUAGAAUAUGGGAGUUAUGGGAGUUCCCCUGGCCGGCUGGUCAAGCCACUUAG
Messenger RNA from Venustampulla echinocandica, 957 nucleotides. RefSeq lists its product as uncharacterized. NCBI's taxonomy places the organism in Eukaryota, Fungi, Ascomycota, Leotiomycetes, Helotiales, Pleuroascaceae. The transcript has 3 exons. The record is from RefSeq and is a predicted model, not a curated record. Bases 1 to 957 code for a protein of 318 amino acids.